AUUCAUCACGAGAAGAAAUCCUGCAAAAACCCGGAAACGCUCUUGAAUCGACUGUGGAAGCAUUUUCUUUUAGCAAAACUGAUUAUUGACAGUUUUAUUGGCGUCGACCUCUUGGUAAACAGUCGUUUAGAAGGAUAACAUGGCUGGUCGACUGCCGGCUUGUGUUGUUGACUGCGGGACGGGGUACACAAAGCUUGGCUAUGCGGGAAACACAGAACCACAGUUCAUUAUGCCUUCGUGUAUUGCGAUCAGAGAGUCGGCCAAGGUCGGAGACCAGGCUCAGCGCAGGGUGAUGAGGGGUAUUGAUGAUCUCGAUUUCUUUAUUGGAGAUGAAGCCAUCGACAAACCAUCAUAUGCAACAAAGUGGCCCAUCCGCCACGGGAUAGUGGAGGACUGGGACCUGAUGGAACGCUUCAUGGAGCAGGUCAUCUUCAAGUAUCUGCGGGCAGAACCUGAAGAUCAUUAUUUCCUCCUGACAGAACCGCCGCUGAACACUCCAGAAAACCGAGAGUACACAGCUGAGAUCAUGUUCGAGUCCUUCAACGUCCCAGGUCUCUAUAUCGCUGUUCAGGCCGUCCUGGCGCUAGCUGCCUCAUGGACUUCCAGACAGGUGGGAGAGCGGACGCUGACUGGCACUGUGAUUGACAGCGGCGAUGGAGUCACACACGUCAUACCAGUGGCUGAAGGCUACGUCAUCGGCAGCUGCAUAAAGCACAUCCCCAUCGCUGGCAGAGACAUCACAUACUUCAUCCAGCAGCUGCUGAGGGAGCGGGAGGUGGGGAUUCCUCCCGAGCAGUCGCUGGAGACGGCCAAAGCAGUCAAGGAGCGCUUUAGCUACGUCUGUCCCGAUCUUGUAAAGGAGUUUAACAAGUACGACACAGACGGCUCCAAGUGGAUCAAACAAUAUACGGGGGUCAACGCCAUCACCAAGAAGGAGUUCAACAUCGAUGUUGGUUACGAGCGCUUCCUGGGACCUGAGAUCUUCUUCCACCCGGAGUUUGCAAAUCCCGACUUCACCCAGCCAAUCUCCGAGGUGGUGGACGAAGUUAUUCAGAACUGCCCCAUCGAUGUCAGGCGUCCUCUCUACAAGAACAUUGUGUUGUCUGGAGGUUCCACCAUGUUCAGAGACUUUGGCCGACGCCUGCAGAGGGACCUGAAACGGACUGUGGACGCGCGACUGAAGAGUAGUGAGGAGCUGAGCGGUGGCAAACUGAAGCCCAAACCAAUUGAUGUCCAGGUGAUCACUCAUCACAUGCAGAGGUACGCCGUCUGGUUUGGAGGAUCGAUGUUGGCCUCUACUCCGGAAUUUUACCAAGUCUGCCACACCAAGAAGGACUAUGAGGAGAUCGGGCCGAGCAUCUGCCGCCACAACCCCGUGUUCGGCAUCAUGUCUUAGACGAGUAUGUGGAGCGGACGCAGAGGAAACCGAACAAUCGCCGCAUGACCUCACACACUGUGGUAGUCGGAGCCUUUGCACAGAAGCUCUGACCGACCCGUCGCCCCCAGAGCGGCAGCGGUCCAAACUAACUGCCAGAAGAGCGGCAGCAUCCUCGCCAAUUCCAGGAAAGAAGUGAUGAAGCCCAAAGCAUCCUCAAAUCAAAUGUUUACUGCAAGUAGGUUGAUGGUUGGAGGUGAAGUGUCUCAUUCUGCUCGCCUGGUUUCUGUACUUGUGUCCUCACAGGGUUGUAACUUAAUUAAUCAAAAUGACUGGUGUAGAAACGCACUUCUGCGUGUGGGAAUUUGGUUUUGGCUUCUUGCUGUAUGUUCUGUAAUCGAAAUAAUGACGUGUUGAAGCAGGAUAAUUAUCCACAAUUAUCAGUAAUUAGAAGUUUUUAAGUCAAAUAGGGGAAACAAUCAAACAGUUGUACACGACAUUCUAUUCUUUGAUUUCUCUAUUUUAUCUUUAAUAUAUUCCGGGUUCCACUGGUUGGAUGCAGCCAUGUUUCCUUUUGUUGUGGUGACUAACUGUUGGUGUUUUUCUUUUGCCUUUUGUGUGAUUCAUCUCAGUUUUGUAAAAAGUUGAUUUAAUAUGAACGUGCAGUUUGAGUGACUUGUCGGACCAUCACUGUUGCCUGGAUCUCAGUUAAACUGGAUAGCCUUGUACUGUAACUGUACCAAAUCUGGAUUUCAAUGCUGGCAUUCCAAUAAAUGCCAAGGAGCUAUUUCUACA
Thalassophryne amazonica is the source of this 2170-nucleotide messenger RNA. RefSeq names its product actin-related protein 3-like. Bases 140 to 1396 code for a protein of 418 amino acids. Gene Ontology annotation, cellular component: actin cortical patch; Arp2/3 protein complex. Gene Ontology annotation, biological process: Arp2/3 complex-mediated actin nucleation. Gene Ontology annotation, molecular function: actin filament binding. The record is from RefSeq and is a predicted model, not a curated record. Lineage: Eukaryota; Metazoa; Chordata; Actinopteri; Batrachoidiformes; Batrachoididae. The transcript is spliced from 12 exons.